This is a messenger RNA of Pararge aegeria (speckled wood butterfly), 6119 nucleotides long. Its product is annotated as nuclear pore complex protein DDB_G0274915-like. The transcript is spliced from 3 exons. NCBI's taxonomy places the organism in Eukaryota, Metazoa, Arthropoda, Insecta, Lepidoptera, Nymphalidae. The record is from RefSeq and is a predicted model, not a curated record. Bases 31 to 6057 code for a protein of 2008 amino acids.
UUUGCAGAAACAUCCUUCUGGAAUUUAAUUAUGAAUUUGGUAUUCAUCGCCGCUUUGUUAGCGGCGUGCAGUGCCGGGAAACUCGACCGAACAUACUUACCCCCUGCAUCAUCACUAUCCGCUGGUGGCACUCCUGGGAUAUUCAACACAUUUAACUCCGAAGGCGUAAAUACCCUGAUACCAGGGUUACAAGCACCGUUUCAAAGGACCAAUGACAAAAACCCUCGGGGAAACCAAGUUCCAUCAGGAAGUUACGAGAAUGAGCACGAUGGUGUAGUCGUUGACGCAGCAGCACCUGGAACCAGAGCAUCUAACCAACCUUCAGGACUUGGAGGGCCUAGAGUUAACUAUGGAUCAACGGAUUCCAAGGUUGGGGCAGCUGCAUUCAGAGGUACUAAGAAUCAAGCUGCUUACGCCACAAACGAAAGUGGAAAACUAAAUGCUUUCCAAAGCCAAGCGCAAUUUGGGAACCAACCCCAAGGGCAAAAUGUUGAACCAGAUUUAUCCGCUUUCUACCAACCUACAGGUCAAAAACCCACAAGUUCUUCCAACCCAGGGAUCCAAAUAUUCAAAGACCCAGGAUCGUCCACAUUACAGUAUUAUAACAAUAUUGGGUUGAACAGGUUUGAUUAUGGUUACGAAACUGAAAAUGGUAUUAAAUCUGCGGAAAGAGGUGUUUCUAUCAAUGGGGUUAUGACCCAAGGCAGUUAUUCGUAUAUGGGUGAUGAUGGGAAGGUGUACAGCAUAGUUUACACCGCAGAUAAAGAUGGAUUUCGACCUACCGGUUCCCAUCUUCCUACCCCACCGCCUAUUCCAGCUGAAAUAAUGGAGUCCUUACAGCAAAAUGCAAAGGAUGAAGCAAACGGAAUAUAUGACGAUGGCUCUUACGACGCUCAGAAAUACAAUGCAGGAGACGAUUACGCUCAAAGUGACGCUAAUGACAAUUAUAACGAUAGACAAUCGAAUAAAUUUGGAGGACGACCUGGAUACGGCGACGUUGGAAACACAUUCAUUAAUCAAGCCCAACAAGGCUUCGUGAGGCCAAACGUUCAAGGACACGUUAGUUCAUACGACUAUUCAAAUUCUAAAGGUUUAUCAAUCCAACCCGAUAACUCCUUCGGAGCUGGUGCUAGUGGAUUUGAUAAUACAAAACAAAUGAAUAAAUUUUUUAACCAACCUGGAUUUUUCGCUGGAGCUAGCUCAUUCAAUAACCAGCAAUCAGGCUCUGUGAGCCCAAACGCUCAAGGACAAUUCAGUACUAACGACUUUUCAAAUAAUGAUCAUUCAUCAACGCAACAUGAUACCUUUAAAUUUGGAACAGGUGUAAGUGGAUUUGAUAACACAAAACCAUCAAAUACAUUGCUGAAUCAACCUGGAUUUAAUUCUGGAGCUAAAACAUUCAAUAACCAAGGUCAGCAAGAAUUUGUAAGGCCAAACGUUCAAGGACACGUUAGUUCAUACGACUAUUCGAAUUCUAAAGGUUUAUCAAUGCAAUCCGAUACCACCUUCGGAACAGGUGGUAGUGGAUUUGAUAAUAUAAAACAAACGAAUAAAUUUCUUAACCAACCUGAAUUUUUUUCCGGAGCUAGCUCAUUCAAUAAUCAGCAAUCAGGCUCUGUGAAGCCAAUUGUUCAAGGACAAUUCAGUACUAACGACUUUUCGAAUUCUGAUCAUUCAUCAACGCAACAUGAUACCUCUAAAUAUGGAACAGGUGUAACUGGAUUUGAUAACUCAAAACAAUCUAAUACAUUUGGGGAACUACCUAACUCCAACAAAGGUGCAGGCACAUUAUUUAAUCAAGGUCAACAAGGAUUUGCUAGGCCUAGCGCCCAAGAGCAAUUCAGUUUGUCUACCAGGAAUUUGUCGUUGGAGAAACCCGAUUCCCCCAAAUUAGGAACCGGUGAUAGUGGAUAUGAAAUAACAAAACCACCGAUUAAAUUUGGAGAACGCCCCGGUUCCGAAACCAGUGUUAGCAGUGACAUAUUCAUGAAUCAGGACAAGCAAGGCAUUGCGCAGCCAAACAGUCAAGGCCAAUUUAUUUCAUAUGAUUUUUCUAAAGACUCUUUAUCAACGCAGCCUGACACCACCAAAUAUUCAACAAGUGAAAAUUCAAUUGACAAAACAUCAAACCAAGCUGACCGGUUGAAUCAAAAUGGACAGAACACUGAAGUUAAUAAUAGAUUUGGAUCGCAGUUUCAAUAUUUACCUCCAGUUGGAAAUAGUCAGGAUUCAAAACCUUUUCAAGUGACAGAGCCAUUUAAAAGUACUGACGAUAAAAACUUUAACAGACUUCUUUCAGAUCAAAAAUUACAAAAUCAAGAAUUUUUAGGAAAUCCUUCAACUACCCAGAUAAAGCCAAGCCAUUCUUUUGAGCCAUUUAUCUCAAAUCAAGGAUCUUUAAAUAACCCACUGGUUCCAUCCAGCUCUGAUUUAAAUAAUUUUAGUACAAAUAAUGGUGCAAAAAAUGAUGCAUUAUCACUUUCAACCCCAGAACAUAGCAUUGGGGUUGCACCUACUCAAGAAAUUGUAAAUAAUAGUCCUCAAAAUCAAGGGCUAUCUUUCUCAACUGACUUAGAGAGUUCUGGUGAUAUUAGAGAUCAAAACACAAACCCAAAUUUAAGUAAUACAUUCAGUUCUAGUGUUUUGCCACACACUUUACCUACAAAACAACCUGAAUUUACGCUUACCACUCCUUUAGAAAACCAAGAACGACAAACUAACAGUGCUACCUCGGAACUAGGUCUUAAUAACGUUGGUAACGUGCAAUCUUUCUUAACGAAUAAUCAGAAACCGAAUGAUAGUCAAUUUGAUAAUACAUUUCUUCAACAAUCUCAAGUAUCUGAUGAAUCUUACAUUUACAACAAACCAUCAAAUCCCUUCAUUAUGCCAUCUGUUCAGCCAGAUUUAAACAAAAGUACCGGUAUAAUAUCAAGUCAAUUUAAUAGUGUAACGCAACCAUUUCAAGUAUCGAUAUUUUCUACUCAAAACCAAGAUCUAAGUGAAUCUACCAAAUAUCCGCAACCACCUACUUUGGCCCCAAUUACUCCAACCGUAGCGACAUCGAAAGACGGUGAAAUUGGGAAAAGUACUUAUCAAAUAAAUGGCGUUACUCAAGCUACAAUAUCUUCUUUCCCAUUCAUUACCCCAACAUCUUCAUCUCAAAUGCACUCUGGAGAAGUUUAUGAAUACACAAAACCAGAUCAGGGGUUGCAGAAAGAAAAUACUCGAGAGUCUAAUUCGGAGGUGGUUAAACAGAGUUCUUUGCAAUCGCCACAAGAAGAAGAUCCCAUAAAACCACAAAUAAACGAGAAUACACAAUUUGGUCAAGAAUAUCCAACUCCAAGUACCUCAUCAUUUGGUCAACCAACAACUCCAUUCAUCUUCAGUCCUCAAACUGGCUCGACAUUCGCAAAACAACCAAUCUCUCAGCCACAAUUAGGUUCUCAGUCAAGCUUUUUAUUUGGGCAGCCAACUACUCUGUCUCGCUUCGAUGCGCUCACAAGUACGUCACUAAACCAGCAAACAACACCAACGCGUUUUGGUGAUCUAACUAGCUCAUCCUUUGGCCAGAAACAAACUCUUCCAUCUUACGAGUCACAAACAAGUACAUCCUUUUACAAAGAAACAAAAUCUCCACAAUUCAGUGAUCAAACAAGUUCACCAUUUGGUCAGCAAUCAAAACGACCACAAACCAGCUAUUCACUGAAUCAAAACACAUCACCAAUUCAAACCAGUUCAUCUUAUGGUCAAAAACCUACGCAAGGAAAAAUAAUGGAGCAGACAAGCUUUUCAUUUGGAUCACAAACAACGCCAUCGAGAUUUGGUGCAAUAACAAGCACUUCAUUUAAUCAACAAACUACACCAUCACCUUUCAGGGUUCAAACAAGCUCAACAUUUGGACAAAAAACUACUCAAUCACAAUUAGCAGAUACCAGCUUUUCAUUAGGAUCACAAACAACAUCAUCUCGCUUUGGUGAUCUAACAAACCCAUCAUUUGGUCAAAAAUCAAGUGGACAAACUAACCUUUCAUUUGGAUCGCAAACAACGCCAUCGAGAUUUGGUGCAGUAAUAAGUACAUCACUUAAUCAACAAACAACACCAUCAUCUUUAAGUAUUCCAUCAAGUUUUCAAACAAGCUCUACAUUCGAGCAAACCACCAUUCAAUCACAAGCAGGUGGUCAGAGAAGCGUUUCAUUUGGAUCACAAACAAUACCAUCUCAUUCUGCAGUGCCGAUAAGUACAUCAUUUGGACAAAGGACUACACCAUCUAGAUUGGGUACACAAUCAAGCUUAUCAACUGCACAAGAAAUAAUUCCAUCUCCUUUUCCAUCACAUUUCGGGGUUCCAGCAAGCUCAACAUUUGAGCCAAAACCAACACAAUCACAAUUAGAUGGACAAACAGGUGUUUCAUUUGGAUUGCAAACAACACUUUCUCGAUUUGGUGCGCCUGUAACUACAUCAUUUGGACAACAAACUACACCAUCUAGAUCCGGUGUACAAUCAAGUUUAUCAACUGCACAACAAACAACACCAUCAACACUAAGUCCUACAGGUGCAUUAUUUAGACAAAAAAUAACACCAUCGCUAUUAAACAUACCAACAGGUUCAGUAUCUGGACAACAGACAACACCAUCUAAGACCGGUGCACAAUCAAGCUCAUUUACUAGUCAACAGUUAACAACGUCACCUUUCAGUGAACAGACGAGCUCUGCAUUUGGGCAAAAAAUAAUACCAUCACGGUUUUAUAACUCAACGUCUGAGCAACAAUCAAUAACACAAAUUGGAGACGGACAGCGAAAAAAUGAAAACUCAGUGGGGACUCAACUCCAAGAAUCGAAUAAGCAAUCUGAAACUCAAUCCGAUUUCAAGCCUUUACCAUCACUCGCAAUCACAUCUAAUUCAGAAGAAUCUUCAGAUGAAAUCUACCAAUACAAUAAACCAACUACAAGUUUUCCGUCUAAUGAUGGAAAUAAUACACAGUUAAAUUUUGGUUUACAACCAUCUCAAGCCAUAAACCAAUUAGGUCAACAAAGUAAUGGUCUAAUUGAAACAAACGGUAUCACACUUGUAUUCGAUGAUAAACAAUCACAACUAUUGGGUAUAAAACCGAAUAACCAAUUUGGUUUAAAAGCUGAACAACCGAACAAUCAACAAUUACAAGGUACUCAUUUGGACCAACAGUCUGUUUUGCAGUCUGAAGAAGAAAGUUUCUCAGCCUUGACAAAAACUGAAGAGGCUAGUCAACAGAACCAGCACUAUCAAGAAAAGACACCUCCACGUUUUUCGCAACAGCAAAAAGUAACCAAUUUACCAUUUGCAAGUCAAACCACUCCCCCAUCUAUUACACCAACAAGCUCGUCUGAACAAAGCUUUGACAGUAAGGAAACAACUACUUUCCAGUUUUCUUCGACCAGUCCAGAUAAUACCCAGACGAUUUCACAAAAAAAAGAUCAGUCUCAAAAUUCUCAAUCAGGUGAAGUCUAUCAUUAUGAAAAACCUUCUCAAACAUUCCCCGAAACUUUCUUAAUAGUUAAUAAUCGAUUAGGGCAAAAACAAGAAUCUGCUGAAGAACCUGCUCAAAAUAAAAUAGACCUGACAAAACCAAUUACUUCACAUUUAUCACCGAGUUAUGAAAAUCUCAACAAUGUUAAAUUGCCAACGCAAGAUCCUGAUGUAUCACUAUCUCAAACUGAUAACAAACUACAGUCAGGCUCUAUACAAGAUACGUUACCAAGUUCGAAGCCUUUUAAUUCACGUCCGCAAUUUAUAUAUAGCGCUUGUUGUCAAGGACUUAAGACGCAAAAUAGUGAAGGAUUACAAUCAUUUUCGAGUAAAGCUCCUUCUGACACUCGAUUGAACGCCAACUUUGGAUUCAACAAAAAUGAUAAUCACGUUUCAAAUACAAAUGGUGUAGAAGAUAAUAAGUUCAGCAACAUAGGAUCAGGCAUUCAGGAUUCUGGGGCUCAAAAAGAAACCACUAGUUUUAUCGGUAAGGGAGAAGAGUUUGGUGGGCCUCCAAACCCACCAAAGUUUGACGAAACGGGCUAUCAUUAUUAAAGGAUAACGAUAACAAUUGACUUUAUGUGAAUAUAGCUCAAAUACUAGCUAUGAGUGAACUG